GUUCCCUGCUGGGCCUGUGACUGGCCUGUGGGCCGGGCAGGCACCAAGAUGGCCUCACCGCCAGUCCCCCGGAAAGCCUCGGUGGACACCAGGAGAGGUUCCGCAGAGAUCCAGAAGGGUUCAGCAGUGACCAGGAAGGGCUCCAGAGACAGCAGGAAACUUUCUGCUGAGAUGAAGAAAGACCCCGGAGAGGCCCAGAAGGGUCCUGGCGAGGUCAGGAGGAAGAUCUCUGCACAGAAGGAGUCCACGGGCAUGGGGUCCAAGAAGUGGAGUUUGGGCGAAGACAGGAGGGUUUCGAUCGACAGCAUGAGGGGUUCGUUCGAGAGCAGGCGAAGUUCCAUUGAGGGCAGGAGGGGCUCAAGCGAAGGCAGGGGCAGUUCGUCCUCCAUCCCUUCCAGUGUGCGACCCAGCAAGGUGCCGUGGGUCACCCUGAUGAGAGCCUUGGGUCGCUUCAAGCUGUCCCUCCCGAAUAUCCGUCAGUACCAUAUGCUGGCCGCUCGCGACCCCCUGGCUGUGGACACGGAACUGCCACGGGCGAAGCACAAGGCAAUAGUGAAGAGGUUGUGGGGCAACCACCAGCCUCUUGCCAAGAUCCCGUAUAAAGUUCUGAUCGGGCACGACAACAUCGUGAGCUCCUGCCACUUCUGUAUGAAUGACACCAGGAUCCUCAGUGGUUCCUAUGACUGCUCGGUGAAGCUGUGGGACGCUGCCUACGGAUCUCCGAUUUGGGAUUUUGAGCCACGACCCAAAGCUCCUGUUUUAGAAUGCAGUAUCACGGCUGACAGCAGAAGAAUCGUCGCAUCAUCUUACGAUAAAACCGUGAGGGCUUGGGAUGUCGAGACAGGUCAGCUUCUGUGGAAAAUCCGGCACGACACCUUCGUAGUGUGCUGUAAAUUCUCUCCCAACGGAAAGUUCGUGCUCACAGCCUUGGACGUGAAUCGCGGGAUUUGCUUAAUUGAUCCGGAAAACAUUACCACCGUGAUCCAGAUCAAAGAUCAUCACAGAAGGUCCAUCACAGCAUGCUGCUUUGAUCCUGACAGCCAGAAGGUAGCUUCUGUCGCCAUGGACAGGUGUAUCAAGAUCUGGGAUAUCACAUCCCAAACCACGCUGUUUACCAUACCCAAGGCACACGCCAAUACCAUCUCAGACUGCUGCUUCACCGUCAGUGGCCACUUCCUGUGUACCAGCUCCUGGGAUAAAAACUUAAAAAUAUGGAAUAUCCACACGGGGGAGUUUCGAAAACGCGGAGCCUGUGUGACUCUGAUGAGGGGCCACCAGGGCUGUGUGAGUUCCUGCUGCAUUUCCAGAGACAGCUCUAUCCUCAUUUCUGGUGGCUUUGACAAGACGGUGACGAUUUGGGAUGUAGGAGAUGGUUACCGGAAGCUGUCAUUGAAGGGCCAUGAUGACUGGGUGACAGAUGUUGCUAUUAGCAGCAACAAGAAAUGGAUCAUCUCUGCUUCAAAGGACAACACCUUGAGACUGUGGAAUAUUGAAGAUCUGGAGAAAAUUCCUUUGGUAACUGAGAACAAGAGGACCAUGGGCUGCAAGGUCAAGCAGUGCAAAAGCUGUGACCAGUUUUUCUCCGCCUUUGAAAAUGAGUCUUCUAUAUUAGCCAAGCGGUGUAUGUUCUGCCGGAGAGAGGAGGCCGUAGAAUCUGACUCCUCCUCAUCAUCACUGGAAGAGAGUAAGGACAGCUGAUGGCCAUCGGGCCCUUGGAGCAGCUUCAGCACAGGGCACCUGCUAAGCAGUCUGCAGCGUUCUGCAGGGACCUGCUCUGAAUGCCCUGCCCCGCUGAGUGGACCUAUCAAACUGAGGCAGGAGCCAGGCCACGACUAGACUCUCCGAAUGGUGCCGCCUCUUUGACUCCCCCCCCC
This is a messenger RNA of Peromyscus eremicus (cactus mouse), 1874 nucleotides long. It is a transcript of the gene Wdr88, whose product is annotated as WD repeat domain 88. The coding region runs from base 49 to 1698 and encodes 549 amino acids. Lineage: Eukaryota; Metazoa; Chordata; Mammalia; Rodentia; Cricetidae. The record is from RefSeq and is a predicted model, not a curated record. Gene Ontology annotation, molecular function: protein binding. The transcript is spliced from 11 exons.